AUGAAGAAAGGCAAGUCGAGCUCGGGCAGUAAGGUGGAGAGGAAAACGAUCGAAAAGAUUCGAAGGAAUUUGAUGAAGAAUCUUUGCUCAAAGCUGGUUUCCAUCAUCCCCGAUGACCAUUUUAAUCCAGGAAAGGAGUUAUUGUCCCAGCAAGACCAGCUGGGAAAAGCCACUGAGUACAUCAAGCUUCAAACCGAAAAAAUCGAGAACUUGAAAAAGAAGAAACAAGAGAUGAUGAUGGCUCAUCACACCAAAACCAUAAUUGGUAGCUCAUCAACUAACUUUCCUCCGACUAUGGAAAUUGUCGAGUCGGGCUCGGGCUCGAGCUUGGAGGUGGUCUUGAUUACUGGGCCCACCCAGAAUUUUGUGGUGGGCCAAGUGAUUGGCAUACUUGAAGAAGAAGGAGCUCAAGUUGUCAACAGUUGGUUUUCCAGUGUUGGUGAAAGGAUUUAUCAUACAUUCCAAGCUCAGGUGAUCAUUAUAAUUAUCAUAUUCUAG
Messenger RNA from Striga asiatica, 498 nucleotides. NCBI's taxonomy places the organism in Eukaryota, Viridiplantae, Streptophyta, Magnoliopsida, Lamiales, Orobanchaceae. The record is from the annotation of a GenBank genome assembly.